Scleropages formosus (Asian bonytongue) is the source of this 680-nucleotide messenger RNA. RefSeq names its product glycoprotein hormone beta-5-like. Bases 163 to 576 code for a protein of 137 amino acids. The transcript is spliced from 3 exons. NCBI's taxonomy places the organism in Eukaryota, Metazoa, Chordata, Actinopteri, Osteoglossiformes, Osteoglossidae. Gene Ontology annotation, molecular function: hormone activity. Gene Ontology annotation, biological process: regulation of thyroid hormone receptor signaling pathway; G protein-coupled receptor signaling pathway. Gene Ontology annotation, cellular component: cytoplasm; extracellular region. The record is from RefSeq and is a predicted model, not a curated record.
GCGACAAUUAAUUGCACCUUUAUUUGUCAUCGCGGUGAUGUCAUCGUUUCCGUCCUUAAAGGGCUUAGAAACGACAACAUGGAGCUUUUCUCCAUCUGACCAUCCGAAGGCUCUUUGAAAACGCACUGAACCUGUUUCUUCUCUCUGACUGAACAAGCCAGAAUGUGGCUGCGCUGCCGCACUGCGCUGCUCACCUCUUCCCUCGGCCUUGGCCUGCUCACCCUGAUCACCCUGCUCACCUUGCUCACCCUUUCGGCCGCCCUCGCGAAGCUGGACACGUUCCGCGGCUGCGCCGUGCGCGACUUCUCCUUCGUGGCCCAGAAGCCGGGCUGCCGCGGCCUGCGUGUGUCCACCGAGGCGUGCUGGGGUCGAUGCCGCACCUGGGAGAAGCCCGUCCCGGAGCCGCCCUACAUCCAGCGGCACCACCGAGUCUGCACCUACAGCCGCGCCCGCUACCUGACGGCCCGCCUGGCCGCCUGCCCGCCCCACGUGUCGCCGCUGUACCCGUACCCGACGGCUCUGCAGUGCGACUGCGCCCUCUGCUCCACGCGGGACACCGAGUGCGAGACCCUGUGAGGCAGAGAGCGCAGUGAGGAGCCUUUACAGCGUGAACCCGGUUGCGGCUAAGAGUGACCGCGGUAAAUGAUGGAGCUGUGCUGUACGUUAAUAAAGUGGCGCGA